Beauveria bassiana ARSEF 2860 is the source of this 1137-nucleotide messenger RNA. Its product is annotated as C6 zinc finger domain-containing protein. The transcript has 4 exons. Lineage: Eukaryota; Fungi; Ascomycota; Sordariomycetes; Hypocreales; Cordycipitaceae. The coding region runs from base 1 to 1137 and encodes 378 amino acids. Gene Ontology annotation, biological process: regulation of transcription by RNA polymerase II. The record is from RefSeq and is a predicted model, not a curated record. Gene Ontology annotation, molecular function: DNA-binding transcription factor activity, RNA polymerase II-specific; zinc ion binding.
AUGAUGCCCGAUAGCUCAUCCUCGUCCUCAUCUUCUUCCUCCAGCAAUGCGUCGGCGUCGCCGGCGUCGCCCGAGGGCAGUGAAUCAGCCGCGCGAUUGAGCGACGCCUCCGUUGUCGCCGCCUCACGCGAGAGUCGCCAGCCUCUUAGUCGGCGCGGCCACUUCAAGUCGCGCAUGGGAUGCUUCAACUGCAAGAGACGCCGCGUCAAGUGCAACGAGUUGCGGCCGCAGUGCUCGCCGUGCCGUCGUCUCGCCCUCGACUGCUCCUAUCCUCCGACGCCCACGCCCGCCGCGAGUCCAAUACGCUCCAACCCAUCUAUGCUUUCCUUGGAAGACCUCCGCUUUUACCACCAAUUCAUAACGACCGCGAUUCCUCCCCUCCCGCUGAAAGCUGAGAAUGGGUGGAUGCAAUGUGCCGCCAUGUCUCACGAGUAUGAUUUUCUCGCUCACGCUGUUCUUGGUCUCGGCGCUUCUCACAUAACACGCCACACCAAUGCAGACUUUAACUCGCAAGCGCUGCAGCACCGACUCGUGGCAAUUAAGCAAGUAAACGAACAGCUCAGCAACCCGCCCUCAAGUCAGCAGUCCUUGGAUGCUAUCCUCGCCGCUCUCUUUUGCCUCAUUACACAGGCUUCUCUCAUCGACGACGGCCUUGCCGACUACAUGACGAUUAUUCGUGGCGGCCAUCUCAUCGUCAUCAUCAUCAUUGGCGACAUGUCCAAGUCGGUUUUUCCCGGCUUUACCAUUGAGGGGCACAACAGCAUGGCUGCCACGUUGACAAGAGAAGACCAGCGCGACGAUAUGACGGACAUGAAUGAUUUUGAAAUGUCGCUCCGAAUAUUGGAGCCCUUGGUACAGGCUUCGUACGAGCAUAAAUAUUACGGCUUGAUGUCGCAAAUACCUCUGGCCAUGCAGCGUUCGUCUUUGCAAGCAUGGGUGGUGUUUUCGAAUCUCUUUCAAUUCCCGGCUACAUUCAGCAACGAAGAAUUCAUCGAGCUUGUCAACCCAGAAAACUAUGGCUCCAGGCUGCUGCUGAUACACAUGUUCCUCGUCGACUAUGUCAUUGCCGCAAUAUGUCUCUCGCCGGACACGCCCAUCAGGGCUCCUGCGCGGAAACAUGGUAUGAUUCUCGCUUAG